Pygocentrus nattereri (red-bellied piranha) is the source of this 6666-nucleotide messenger RNA. RefSeq names its product IQ motif and Sec7 domain ArfGEF 3a (gene iqsec3a). Gene Ontology annotation, molecular function: protein binding; guanyl-nucleotide exchange factor activity. Bases 171 to 4091 code for a protein of 1306 amino acids. Lineage: Eukaryota; Metazoa; Chordata; Actinopteri; Characiformes; Serrasalmidae. The record is from RefSeq and is a predicted model, not a curated record. The transcript is spliced from 14 exons. Gene Ontology annotation, biological process: regulation of ARF protein signal transduction; actin cytoskeleton organization.
CAUCCGCAUCGUCGCGGCGUAAGCAGGGGCUUCAGAGAGAGGGAAGGAAAUCGCUCCUCAAAGCCACUCAGCGACCCAAUCCUGCCACCCAGAACCGCUCGAGGUUCCUCCCCGAGACGCCUGAGGCUUGAGGCAGCUGCCGCUCUCCGUCCCUGCUCCCUUCGUUGGUCAUGGAGAGUCUGCUGGACAACCCCAUGAAAGCCGUGCUUUACCUGAAAGAGCUGACCACCAUCGUGCAGAACCAGCAGAGCCUCAUCCAGACGCAGAGGCAGCGGAUCGACGAGCUCGAGCGCAAGGUGGAGGAUCUGAUCGGCGAGAACCGCCGGCUGAGGGACCCGCAUCCUCAUCCGCAUCAGCAGCAGCAGCAGCAGCAGCAGCAGCACCAGCACCACCACCACCAGCAUCACCACCAUCACCACCACCCUCCUCCUCCUCAUCCUCCUCCACAUCCUCAGCGCGCGGCCGCGGGCAAAGCCGGCGGAGCUCCGGCCCAGCUUGCUGCCGCUGCUCCUCCACCUCCACCCCCGCAGCAGCUGCAGCUCGUGCCUGCCUCGACUCCGCCGCCGGUGCCGCCUUCCCCCGGCCAGCCGAGCCCGGACACCGAGGAGGACGAGAGGAGAAGCCCGCGCUGCAAGUCCCUUCUGCCGCAGACACCCACCAGCCUGUGCCGCUCAGUCGGUCUCGCCAGGAAAGCCGAGAACCAGACGGUGCUGCACCAGUUCUGCUGCCCCGCCCCGGACGCUCCAGAGGCUGAAUCUCAGGCUUGCGUGCCCAGCAGUGAAGAGACUCCUUCCGCCUCUCCAGUCACUUCAGCAUCCCCCGGGGCCCCAGUGGUCCCUGAGGGCCCUCAGCAGCCUCCGGAUGGAGGGAGCCCAGCCACGCCUGCUGAUGGAGGAGGAGGAGGGGGGGACGGUGGAGGAGCUGAGGAGCUUGAGCUGGCAGAGGUGGAAGUGAAGGUGCGAGAGAGUGAAAAACAGGAAGACAAAACUCCGGAUCAGGCUCAAGCCCAACAACAGCAGGAGGAGCAGCAGGAGCAGCAGGAGGAGGAGGAAGUGAAGAAAGAAGCUGAGGAUGAAGAAGCCGGAGGAGGACGAGGAGGUGCGGGGGGUGGCAGGAGGCCCAGCCUGCACCACACAGCCUCCCCGAUCAGGGUGCAGAGGAACGGGGCCUGCAGCCACUCCACCGCUUCCGACUACGAACUCUCACUCGACCUCAAAAACAAGCAGAUCGAAAUGUUAGAGCACAAAUAUGGAGGCCACCUCAUCUCGCGCCGUGCUGCCUGCAAGAUUCAGACAGCCUUCCGCCAGUACCAGCUCAGCAAGAACUUUGAGAAGAUCCGCAACUCUCUGCUGGAGAGUCGCCUGCCUCGUCGUAUAUCCCUGCGCAAGGUGCGCGUGCAAAAUGCUGAGGGAUUUUCGGCUGAGCGAGCGCUGGCCGAAGGCUGCUCUAUGGCGGGUAUCCCCCUGGUCCGGUCCCCUUCCCUUCCUGCAACUGUAGGAGGCACCCUCACCAACCUGGAGGACUCUUUCACUGAGCAGGUGCAAUCCUUAGCCAAGUCCAUCGACGAUGCCCUCAGCAACUGGAGCCUGAAGACCAUGUGUUCAUUGCAAGAGGGAGGCACCUACCAGUUCAGCUCAGAGGCCUUCAGUGCUGCGGGUGGCAAGCCUGCAGUGACAGGGACUAUCGGAGAGAGUGGUCUCACAGAUCCGACUGCCCUUCAGACUGGUAUGGGCCAGGGGGACACCCCUGAGAACGUGUCCCGGAGUGCCAGCAAGUUGAUGAUGGCCUUCCGGGAUGUGACAGUCCAGAUUGAUAGUCAGAAUUUCCGCAUGUCCUCUUCCGUCAUGGAGUCCUCCACCUCAGUAUCUCUCGGAAACUGUGUUCAGCAGGGGGCCACAGUGACUGAGAGUGCAAAACUUUCCCCCGUGGAAGAAGCAAAACCACAAGAACCACCUGCACAGCCUCCCCAGGAGCCGGCUCCCCCGCCACCAGAUUUGGACCCUGGGGAAGUACCAGAUGGCGACUUCCCAGCACCACCACCAAGCGAGGAGGAGUUUGCAGAGGAUCUGCCGCCUCUUACCCUGGAGAAAACGGAAGUCCCAGGGCCAGAGGUAGCACCCCAAGCAGAGAUAGUAGUAGAGGAUGUGCCUCCGCCAGAGGUGGUGGGAAGUACUGUGGCCCCCAAUGUGGAGGUUCUAGAGGCCAAGCGUAGCGAAUCAGACCCAGCGGACAAUAGCUCAGAGCAGAUGAGCAGCAGCAGCACAUCUACGUCUGCCCGAUCUGCCUCUGAGGCCUCGUCCAAAGAAGCCUUGCAGACCAUGAUGCUCAGUCUACCCCGUUACCACUGUGAGAACCCUGCCAGCUGCAAAUCCCCUACCCUCUCCACGGACGUUAUGCGCAAGCGCCUCUACCGCAUCGGCCUCAACCUCUUCAACAUUAAUCCGGAUAAAGGUCUGCAGUUCCUCAUCUCCCGUGGCUUCAUUCCGGACACGCCCAUAGGUGUGGCUCACUUCCUGCUGCAGAGGAAGGGACUGAGCCGGCAGAUGAUUGGAGAAUUCCUUGGCAACAGCAAGAAACCUUUCAACAGAGACGUCCUGGAUUGUGUGGUGGAUGAGAUGGAUUUUUCUGGAAUGGAGCUAGACGAGGCUUUGAGAAAGUUCCAGGCUCAUAUCCGUGUGCAGGGUGAGGCGCAGAAAGUGGAGCGGCUCAUUGAGGCAUUCAGUCAGCGCUACUGUAUGUGCAACCCGGAUGUGGUGCAGCAGUUUCACAACCCAGACACCAUCUUCAUCCUGGCCUUCGCCAUCAUCCUUCUCAACACGGACAUGUACAGCCCCAACAUCAAACCUGACCGCAAGAUGAUGCUAGAGGACUUUAUUCGCAAUCUGAGGGGUGAGAGAGGGAGAGAUGGGGGAGUAGAUGACGGAGCAGACAUCCCUCGGGACAUGGUGGUGGGCAUUUAUGAGCGAAUUCAGCAGAGAGAGCUCCGUUCAAAUGAAGACCACGUCACUUAUGUCACCAAGGUGGAGCAGAGCAUUGUGGGAAUGAAGACGGUGCUCUCAGUGCCCCACAGAAGACUGGUGUGCUGUAGCCGCCUCUUCGAAGUAACCGACAUCAACAAGGCCCAGAAACAAGCUGCUCACCAGAGGGAGGUCUUCCUCUUCAACGACCUCAUUGUGAUACUGAAGCUGUGUCCAAAGAAAAAGAGCUCUGCUGCGUACACUUUCUGCAAAGCCAUGGGCCUGCUGGGCAUGCAGUUCCACCUCUUCGAGAACGAAUACUAUCCUCAUGCGAUAACCAUCGUGUCUCCAAUUUCCGGCUCAGAUAAGAAGCAGGUUCUGAACUUCUGUGCCCAGAGCUCAGAGGAGCUCCUCAAGUUUGUGGAAGACCUGAAGGAGUCCAUUGCUGAGGUGACUGAGAUGGAACAGAUACGAAUCGAAUGGGAGUUGGAGAAGCAGCAGGGGGUGAAGACUCACUCUUCCAAAAACAACGGCACCCAGCUGGAGCUCCGGGGGAGACAGAGCUCUCCAUCGGGUAAGAAGGACAUUGACACGGCACAGACUGGACACAAUGCGGUAGAGGUGUCAAUUCACAACAGGCUUCAGACGUACCAGCUCAGCGCGGCAGCAGCAGCAGCAGCGGCGGUGCAGCCACGGAGCCCCGAGAGCGUGGCCCUUCUUAACCAUCGGGGGGAGCUCUACCAGCAGCCCCAGCAUCAGCCGCCGCUGCAAUGCGUCAGCCCCACGCCCUUGCACUCCCACCAGCCUGUGGCCGCCCUGAGCGAGCUGCGGCCCGACACGCUUAUCCAGUGCCAGCAGAUCGUCAAGGUCAUCGUUCUGGACAAGGGCGGCCACGGGCGCGUGGAGGCCUUCCUCAGCCACAGUCCCUCCCACCACCACCAGCAGUUCAUCCAGUCCGUCGUCUCCACGCCUGUACGCUCGCUGGAUGGGGCCGGGCCUCAGCGGGACAAGGAUGGCUCCCAGCCCCCGCUGCCUCCGCCCCCACCACCCUACAACCACCCACAUCAGUACAUCCCUCCAGACCCCCGCUUAGCCCUACAGAGGACCCCCAGUGGCUCUCGCAGUAUAGUGUAGAGCUCAAAAUAAAUUCCUGUGAAAAUGAUUCUAAAUAAUAAAUAAAAGACCUUCAUGCGCUUACCCUUGACGUCACCUGUGUAUAUAUGUAAACAGAAAGAGAAAUAAUGAAAAAAGAUAGAAAAAAUAAUAUCUAUAUGCAUAUAUUUAAGCUAAGCAAAUUUAAAAAAAGAUAAGAGAAGAAAUUAAAUAUGUACUUUAUCAACUUUUCAAAUAUGUCAAAUAACAAAUAAGUGAAAAUAAGAUUUACUUGAUUCCUGUGUAUUUUGAAAAACAGAUAUGUAGUUUUAACAAAUUUCUUUACCAGUUAAACUCCAGACAGGUUGCAUUGCUUAUUGCUUGGAAGGAAUUUCUCUGGCAUUUUUAGAGCUAGGUAAGAACAGUAUACCCUAAUCCCAGCGACAGCCUGUCUACGAGUUAGUACUGAUACCUUUUAGUCUUUUAUUACCUUACUGUAAUAACCUGUUGUGUGUAUGUGCGAGCAUUGGACUAACGGAUGAUGUGCGUUCCAAAAUGAGAACACGUCCCCCACGAUGAACCGUUGCACUCUCUGAAAGCUUAGGGCUAGAUCAGACAUUUGUGCUUAUACUGUAUCUUUUUUGGCUUCCCUCAAGGACUACGAUGAAAAAGAACAUACGAACAAAGAAACCCAAUCAGUUGAAAAACCUUUUAUCCUGCAAUAUUUUGUCUCAAACUCUUUAACCUUUUGCCUCUGUUAUGUGGUCAACCUUGUGUUCUUUUGAAGUGAGGACUUAACACCAAACGUAAUGGCUUGAUAUCUGGAAAAUUAAACCUGUUUUCUUCACAUGUUCAUACUUAGCAAGUGCAUCUAGUUUGAGGACGAUGACCAAUCACGGCUCACUGCCAAACCAAGAGCCGAUCCCAGCCAGUUUUCUGGAGCCCUUUGCAGUGGCUGUUGUUCUCUUGCUCAGGAAUCCUGGAACGUAUAUAAAGGCAGCGUCAGACUGGUCUUCGUCAAGUCUGAACUUUAUGUAGCAUCUUUGGAAAGCAGGAGGCACUCACUAAGAGGACUUUUUAUCCAGCUUCCCUUUUUUUGGAGACAUUGUGUAUCUGCUUGAUGUUCUGUGAUCCAAAAAGACAGACAGCAGAAUGACUUCAUUUAUUUCUGGGACAGAUAUACAGACUUUCGGUCUCUCUCUUUUUGUCAGUGUAUCAUAUUCAGUACUCACCGGCUAUAUUGAACAGUCACCCAACAGACAUACAGUUCAGUCAGUUCCACUGUUAGUUUGUUCUCUUUCUGUAACUCUUGAUGACAUUUUGUUUCGCCUUUUGAACUAAGUGACACUUGAAACAUCACGAGAUGCGCGUCGUUGGCACAAAAACACUUUAAACCUGAAUGUUUGUCUGCUUUGCUCUCGUUCGAGCUGGAUGGAAAACAAAAUAUGAAUAAUGGCAUUGUUUGUGUUUGUUUUUUUUGUUUUAUUCCAAAUGUGUAAAUAUCAUAUUCAGAGUCUGGGGAGCUAAAGUCACGUUUGGGAUCUGGUAAAUGUUAACAGUCCACAAAGCCGUCCUUAUCUGAGGUAGGUCAUCAUCUGUCUGGUCUGGAAGCCUCAAUGUAUUAAUCAUGAGCACCAUCGGCAUGUGCUGAAUAGAUGUUCCUCUGAGCUCCUCUCUUCUGUUAUCAGGCCGAGUGCUUUGUUCAUAAUUACAUUGCUGCUGUUUGGAGCCCUCCGCUAUCUGAUCCCGUCUCGUUUAUUUCAUUCCCUUUCACUCUCUUAUUUCAUUUCCAUAUAGCGUAAUGGAUGGCUGAGGCAGUUGGAAACCAUUGUUAGGAGAAGCAGAGUAAGCCAAUCUCUUUGGAGCUGGUGUGAAGUCAGUGUUGAUUUAGCCGGCCCAGACUUGUCGAUUGGACAGCAGCAAAUUGACUAUUCCCAUCUAUUCCCAUCUUCCCUAGACAGCACCACUCUGCCUCCCCAAAAUAAACAAGAUGGGCUACCUAGCUGACCUCUGUCCUUCAUCAAGGAGAACACUAUCCGUCCCUUUCUCUCCCUAGAUUGAAUUUGAGGACAUGACCUUGGAGAUCUGAAAUUCUUUUUAAAAAAAAAAUUCUUUUUUUUUUCUUUUUUUUUAAAGAAAUGCUGCUCCACAGCCAAGUCAGCAUCAAAGAGGGUCGCAAAACCGAACCAGUUUCUGUAAUAACACGCAGAUGAAAUAUUGAAUGAAUAAAGUUCAUUUUUCUCUAUCUCUCUCGUAGCCCUCCACAUACUCCCUCAGGGGGUUAACAUGGAGGUUCUGCAGACAUCCUGAUGAACUGUGUUGUAGCACUCAUGACAGGUGUGCAGUGCCUGAAACUUCAGACAUAAUCAGAACUGUGCAGAGUAGAGACUUGUCAAAAAAGAGGCUAAGAUGCUAAUGCUAACUCUGAAUUUCACUGCUAACGAAAGGGCUAGCGCAAUGGUACUGACUUUUAAAUCAGGCUGGCAGGGUGUGCUUGAGGGGCUCAGACACGGUUUAAAAUUAAUUGGUCACAUUCUACCAUAUGCUUCGACCCUUUUUGUUCUCUGUCUAUGCGUUAACUACAUGCUAUUAAAAUGAUUUCUGUCUAUACUCUUAA